AUGCUGAACAUUGAAUACAUCUUGACGGCAGAGUUCCAUGUCGAUAAGGGUCCGUCCCUUAUACACCAGUACCCCCAGGUGCUUCCGGGGCUGGACAAGUUGCCAUUUUUGCCGGAGCUUAUGUUGCCGGACCAAAUUCACAAACGGGAAGAAGACUUUACUUUAUUUCUUCUCUACCGAAAUGUCGCCACCGGAGAGUUCCAAUACCUAUACCAAAAGACGUGUGAGCCGGACCCGUACUUCUUGUACACCAUUGUCAUCAACCAAAAGGACUCGCUGUUCAAGCGGGGGCUGAGUAUCAAGUCGUUGCUGAUUGUCACCAAAUUGCUGUACUUCAAGAACUUUAAGCCGUUAUUGCUUAUCUGUCUCGAUAAGUAUUUUGCCAAUAAUGAUACCCUUGUGCUUAAAGAGCUUUACAAGCUGAUUAACAAGAAGAACUUUGCCAUCUCCUCCAACUCUCAUCUUAGUUCGAUGCUGAUGGUAAAAAAGCUUUUGAUCACGCUGAUUUUGGAUUUGCCAAUCAACGACAAGAUCUAUUACGAUGAACAGUUCCGCAAUCGGUUAUUGGGUAUCACUCAAGAAAACGUGUUGAACCUGGACUUGUUCAUCCGUAAAGACUUGCUGUUCAACUCGAUUGUUGAAUUCAACAACAUGAAUAUCCCAAUCAAGAUUCCCAUGAUUCAGUUGCCCGAUACCAUUGGUGAUUACCUCAACCCUACCGAUCUCAACUUUCGGCCUAAUUUGAUCAAUAUUUUGCAGGCAAAGCUUGGUCUGACCUACUUGCACGACGAGUUGACUAUCUACGGGUUGCUGACGCCCCCCAUCAUCAUUUUGAUCAAUGCUCUUUUGACUGGUAAACGAGUGAUGCUCAUGUCGUACGAAAACUCUCUGGGGUUCAUUAUCGACCACAUUCUUUUGAUUUUGAAAAUCAUCACCGGAGGCGGUAUUCUUUCAGGGACGUUCCGUUACAAUUUGUUCCCCAUAGUCGAUGUGUCGAAGAUUGACUUGUUGGAACAAUGUGACCAUUACCUUGCCGGGACAAUUAAUCCAUUCUUCAAAAACAACGAUAAAUUAUGGGAUGUUUUGUACGACUUGGACGCUAACGAGUUUCAUAUUUCUUCGCAGAAUGCAUCGCCGGAGCUGGAGUUCAGAAACCUGAUUAUCUCCGAGGAUGCUAAGUUUUUGUCCAAUUUACAGAUGUCGCUUUUUACCUACAAUGACGAUUUGACAACAAUCCAGCUCAUCUUCCGAAGGCACAUCAACGAAAUUGUUCGAAUUUUGCUCAGUUCGAAGAACUUUUCAAGUCUGAUGCUGCCCCAGCAUAAGAACUUGACGCUUCUUUUGGACGGUAUUGGUUACUAUUGGCACAGUGACACGAACAAGUUACUCGAAGUGCUGUGUUACCAACUAGUGCUGAAAAAAUUCCAGGAUUUGUUGUACGAUGAGGUGUUGCUGUACAAUUUGUUGUUGCCCAAUUUGGCUAACGAACUCAAUCUUAUGAUCGAUUUGCAAUACCACUUGCAAAGCUUGAACAACGCAGCUCUGCUGGCGCCUCUGAAGGUGAACGAACGCAGUAUUUGGUUCAACAUUUUGCAGUAUUUAAUCCUGGGCAAGCUGUUGGAGGUAUUCCUAUUAAUCACGUACUUGAUCCCUCCCAGUUCCCUGACACUGUUACAACUGCUGCAGAUUCAUGGGGGCAACUUGACGAUUUUCGAUAAGAACAAAGGUAUCGAGUUGCUCCUUAUCAACUUGUUCAACAAAGACGAUCAGAUCAAAAACAAUAUCAUGUUGAUCUUGCAGGAGCUUCAAGACAACUUCCUUUGCGGUUGGUGCCUCAACAACUUUAUCCGGUCGAAUGUGAUCUACGAGAUUGCCUUUGCCGAUCUCGUUGAGAAUGACUUGGCGGGUCCGAUGCUCGCCACGCUGGCGGCGUCGUAA
This is a messenger RNA of Diutina rugosa, 1938 nucleotides long. RefSeq names its product Mea1p (gene MEA1). The transcript has a single exon. Gene Ontology annotation, cellular component: cellular bud neck; plasma membrane. Gene Ontology annotation, biological process: cellular bud site selection; actin cortical patch localization. Lineage: Eukaryota; Fungi; Ascomycota; Pichiomycetes; Serinales; Debaryomycetaceae. The coding region runs from base 1 to 1938 and encodes 645 amino acids. The record is from RefSeq and is a predicted model, not a curated record.